This is a messenger RNA of Pseudogymnoascus verrucosus, 1261 nucleotides long. RefSeq lists its product as uncharacterized. Bases 53 to 1129 code for a protein of 358 amino acids. Gene Ontology annotation, biological process: translational initiation. Lineage: Eukaryota; Fungi; Ascomycota; Leotiomycetes; Thelebolales; Thelebolaceae. The transcript is spliced from 2 exons. Gene Ontology annotation, molecular function: metallopeptidase activity; translation initiation factor activity; translation initiation factor binding. Gene Ontology annotation, cellular component: eukaryotic translation initiation factor 3 complex, eIF3m. The record is from RefSeq and is a predicted model, not a curated record.
CCUCACGCCUAACUCAUCUACGAUCUCAACAGAUCCAUUCAAUCCGCACAAUAUGGCGGUCGCAGCUGAUUCUUUCCUCCAUCUCGCCAGGCCACUCGGGCCCACGGCAGUUGGCAUUCAACCCACCACCGCCCCGCUCAAUGUUAUCGUCCAGCCACAGGUCGUUUUCUCCAUCUUAGAUCACGCCCUCCGCCGCGACCCGGCAUCGAACCGCGUUAUUGGUGCCCUCCUGGGUGUCCGCUCCGAAGAUGGAAUGGAAGUCGAGGUCCGCAACUGUUUCGCCAUCAACCACACCGAGACGGAGGAGCAGGUCGAGGUCGAUGUCGAAUACCAGAAGAACAUGCUUGCGCUGCAACUGAAGGCCAACCCGCGCGAGGUCCUCCUUGGGUGGUACACGACCAGCCUCGAGCUGAACAACUUCAGCGCUCUGAUCCAGAACUUCUUUGCCAGCUCCGAGACCGGCACCUUCCCACACCCGGCCAUCCACUUGACCGUCUCGACAGAGGCAGGCAAGGAGAUCGAGGCCAAGGCUUACAUCAGCGCACCCGUAGGCGUGAAUGCCGAGCGUGCGGCUGAGAGCUGUCUCUUCAUCCCCGUCCCAUACGAGAUCCGAUACGGCGAGGCAGAGAAGAGCGGCCUCGAGCUGAUCUCCGGCGCAAAGGACGUCGAUGCCCGCGCUGCACCAGUCGUCACAGACGCCGAGAGCCUCGAGCGCGCGAUUGAGCACACUCUGGACCUGUUAGAACGCGUCUCCGAGUACGUCUCGUCCGUUCUUGAUGAGGAGCGCGAGCCAAACAACGCCCUGGGUCAGUUCCUCAUGAACGCCCUCUCGUUAGCACCAAAGGUCGACGCCGCAGAUAUCGAGCGCGACUUCAACAACCACAUCCAAGACAUCCUUGUCGUCUCCUACCUCACCAACACCAUCCGCACACAAAUCGAUCUCUCGCAGCGCCUGGCCACGGCCACGAUUACUCUUGGCAGCACCGACGCGAUAGGCGGUAACACAGGAGGAGAGGGCGGCGAGAGAGGCGAGCGUGGGGAGCGUGGAGGAAGGGGUGGAAAGAGGGGCGGACGCGGUGGACGUGGAGGUGGACAACCGAGGGAGCCGAGGGAGCCAAGAGAGGAGUAGAUGACGGUAGAGCUUGAUGACUUUUUAAAAUAAUGCGGCUUUAGGUCCUCUACGCCUUGCAUGGCUGUAUUGCAUUGUAUAGGAUGAGGGGAAAGCAUGGCGUUUGGUUGGGCCACCAGGUAGAGACGAGCA